UUUCAUGAGCGAUACAUUGAGUUUUUCCUCCGUUGUCAACAAAGUCAUCAGUUAAAUACGCAGUAGAUAUUAACUAGAUAGUCACUAUUUACAAAAGCUGAAGAUUCAGCAGGAAUUUUGGUUAAAUAGACACAGUAAAGAAUAUUGUUGGCAAAAUGAACGUGAUUUUAGCUGUUAAGCAGUAUGUCACCAAAAUGAUAGAAAGCAGUGGACCAGGAAUGAAGGUUUUGCUCAUGGAUAAAGAGACGACCAGCUUCGUGAGUAUGGUUUACACACAAUCCGAGAUCCUGCAAAAGGAGGUCUACCUGUUUGAGAGGAUAGACUCUCAGAACCGUGACAGCAUGAAACAUCUCAAGGCCAUCUGCUUCCUGAGACCAACCAAGGAUAAUGUAGAGAAUCUGAUUCAUGAGCUGCGACGUCCCAAAUACAGUGUCUACUUUAUCUUUUUCAGUAAUGUCAUCAGUAAGAGUGAAGUGAAGGCCUUGGCAGAAGCUGACGAGCAGGAGGUUGUUGCAGAGGUGCAGGAGUUCUAUGGAGACUUCAUCGCUGUGAAUCCUCAUCUUUUCUCCCUCAAUCUACAAGGAGUGUCCAGGGGUCGUAGUUGGGAUCCCACUGUUCUUCCACAUGUCACUCAAGGUUUGACCUCCGUGCUGUUGGCCUUAAAGAAGUGUCCCAUGAUUCGUUACCAGCUCUCCUCUGACAUGGCCAAGAGACUGGCCGAAAGUGUUAAGCAAAUUAUCAGCAAGGAGUAUGAACUAUUUGACUUCAGAAAAACUGAAGUUCCUCCACUUCUACUGAUUCUGGACCGAAGUGAUGAUGCGAUCACACCGCUCCUUAACCAGUGGACAUAUCAGGCAAUGGUUCAUGAGCUGCUUGGCAUCAAUAACAACCGCAUAGAUCUGUCCCGAGUGCCUGGCAUCAGUAAAGACUUGAGAGAGGUGGUGCUGUCUGCAGAGAAUGAUGAAUUUUAUGCCAAUAACUUGUACUUGAACUUUGGUGAAAUUGGAACAAACAUUAAAAACCUGAUGGAGGACUUUCAGAAGAAAAAGCCAAAGGGCCAACAGAAACUAGAGUCAAUAGCCGACAUGAAGGCGUUUGUGGAUAACUACCCACAGUUUAAGAAGAUGUCGGGCACGGUUUCCAAGCAUGUGACGGUGGUGGGCGAGUUGUCUCGUCUCGUCAGUGAAAGGCAGCUUAUGGAGGUAUCUGAGGUGGAGCAGGAGCUUGCAUGCCAGAAUGAUCAUUCUAACGCCCAGCAGAGUGUGCGGCGUGCUCUGCAGAACCCACGUUUGACGGAGCUUGAUGCAGUGCGUCUGGUGAUGCUAUAUGCUCUGCGCUAUGAGAGACACAGCAGCAGUAUCUUGCCCAGUCUCAUGGAAGAGCUAAACAGGAGAGGGGUGUCUGAAAAAUACCGCAAGAUGGUACAAGCCGUGAUCGAGUAUGGAGGCAAACGGGUCAGAGGAAGUGAUCUCAUUACUCCUACAGAUGCCGUGGCCAUCACCAAACAGUUUUUCAAAGGACUUAAGGGUGUUGAGAAUGUCUAUACCCAGCAUCAGCCCCUGCUGCAUGAAACACUGGAUCAGCUAAUUAAAGGUCGUUUGAAGGACAGUCAGUUCCCCUACCUCGGGCCGAGUUCUCUACGGGACAGGCCACAGGACAUCAUUGUGUUCAUCAUCGGAGGAGCCACGUAUGAAGAAGCACUGACUGUGUACAACCUGAACCGCACCAUGCCAGGAGUUCGCAUUGUGCUUGGAGGAACAACCAUUCACAACACCACAAGCUUCCUGGAGGAGGUGACAUCAGCAGCUGGCCUGAGUCAUGGGGGAAACCGAGGGUCACAGGGAGCUGGGCGUGCACCAACCAGGCGCUGAACACUCUUCAGUAGUUUUCUUAUUAAUAUAAAACAGUGCUGCGUGUGCUUAGAGCUGAAAGCUUCUUUCAUGUAUCCAUCCUACUCAAUGCAGACAUUCCUCUCUCCAGUGUCCAAAAUAUACUCUAUUGUGAGUCAAAGAAAUACUUGAUAUGAUCCUGGUGUCCAGAACAGGAAAAAGUGAUUUGUAGAUGUAAGUUACACUCCAGAUCAUUGAUGUUCAUAAAUGUGAUCAGUAUGAUGGCUUAUGACAGCAUUACAUUAAGUAAGAAGAAUGCAAUCAGCCUCUCCCAAAACCUGACUGUACAGCCUGUAUAUUGUGUCUGAUUUGCUGUAUGUUAAUGAGGUUAUUCUAUAGUCAGGCUGUGACUUUUAAUGAACUGACUACAGAUAAUAUAUAUUUUACAUUAAUGUUUCUAAUGCCCAUGUGUACAGAGAUGCAUAUUCUCCCUUCUGAGUCAAAACCGGACCUUAACUCCAAACAUCUUUUUAAAAAGAUAACUGUAUGCAUAUCUAAUGCUGGUGUUAUUUAUUAAAGCUUAUUUCUGCAAUGGUGUAUAUAAUGCUUAUGUAUACUUGAACACUAUAAUGAAACUUUCUCAGCCACCACUAACCUUUAGUGAUUGUGCGAUUAAAACUAUUAAUUUCAAUUGAUUUAAUUAGAUGUUUGUGACAUACAGUACAUGGUUGAUCAUUGAUGACAUUCAGAAAAUGACUGAAUGGACACAUGGGCAUUUGCACUUAAUGUAAUACUUAAUGUAAGGUCAGGAAUGUGGACUGUUUCUGCCCGUUCUAAAUCAUAUCUAAGUUUUAUGUGACUGUGUCCUUGUGUGGCACCUUUUCUUUAUUCUUAUGAUUUCUCUUUGCGGUUGUACAGUGUGAUAUACUUUAAGAUAUUCUGAAGAAUGAAUAUUUUUGAAUUAAGUAUAAUAAACCAAAAUUAUAGUAUUGGUAAUCAC
Neoarius graeffei (lesser salmon catfish) is the source of this 2829-nucleotide messenger RNA. RefSeq names its product vacuolar protein sorting 45 homolog (gene vps45). NCBI's taxonomy places the organism in Eukaryota, Metazoa, Chordata, Actinopteri, Siluriformes, Ariidae. The transcript is spliced from 15 exons. The record is from RefSeq and is a predicted model, not a curated record. The coding region runs from base 156 to 1871 and encodes 571 amino acids. Gene Ontology annotation, biological process: intracellular protein transport; vesicle-mediated transport. Gene Ontology annotation, cellular component: Golgi membrane.